CGCGGUCAGUGAGGAAGGUUCGUUUUCCGAAUGUUUACCGGUCGGCACCUAUCGAGAGCGAAUUGAAGCUGCAGCGCUCGAGCUAUCGAGACAAGCUUCAUGAGCAGUCUCUGCGGAUGGGAGCAAGGCGGUAUCACGGUUUGAAAUCAUGGCUACCACCCUUCAGAGCAACACAGUCACCCUUCAAGGAUCUGCGGCAAUCGUGGCAGAAUUCUUCGAGUUCAGCGUGAACAGCAUCCUGUAUCAGAGAGGGGUCUAUCCACCCGAAAAUUUUUGCCGCGUCCAGAAGUAUGGUUUGACCAUGCUGGUCACAGACGAUGAGCGUCUCAAAGAGUACCUUCAGGGAGUUGCUAAUCAACUCAAGGAACUCCUGAGGAAGAAGAUGAUUCGGCAGCUUGUGCUUGUGAUUGCCGAUGUCGAAACGAAAGAGACUUUAGAACGUUGGGAAUUCAAAGUCCAUGUCGACGAAGAAAUGACCGAGGAGAGUGCUCCGAAGACGAAAGAGCUGAAGACAAUACAGCAGGAAAUUGCAGCCAUCAUUCGGCAAAUUGUCGCGAGUGUGACCUUUCUGCCGCAACUUGAGGGACAGCUGGCUUUCGACCUCUUAGUGUACACGAAAAGAGACGGUGAAGUCAACGAAGAACUCUGGGCCGACUCGAAACCCAUGUUGAUCGAAGGCGGUCAAAUGGUGAAAAUCAAAAGUUUCUCGACAUCUGUACAUACCGUCGAUGCUGCCGUCGUCUACCGCUGAUUUGCAUCGUGCAGUGAUUCGGAAUAUUCUCAAUAUCCUAUCCGUUCGGGCGGCUCUGACGCGGAGCACGACCAUUGCUCUGACAUGCUUCAACUCCACUCGAAGUGUCCCAAUGAUUGUGGAGCCGAGGAUAGCGAUCGAAUUCCGAGCUCCUCCAGAGCUCUCUCAUCGCUUUGUAUAUGCUAGGCUCCUGAGAACCAAUCAAUCAUCACGAAGGUUAGCCUGAUCGUCGAUAUUUUGUUGUAACAUGGCACCGGCACGACUUGAUUCUCAAUAAAUGGAGGCAACGGGGAACUAUGAGCAGGGGCG
Messenger RNA from Galendromus occidentalis (western predatory mite), 1060 nucleotides. RefSeq names its product mitotic spindle assembly checkpoint protein MAD2A. Gene Ontology annotation, biological process: mitotic spindle assembly checkpoint signaling. Lineage: Eukaryota; Metazoa; Arthropoda; Arachnida; Mesostigmata; Phytoseiidae. The transcript has 5 exons. The record is from RefSeq and is a predicted model, not a curated record. Gene Ontology annotation, cellular component: nucleoplasm; cytoplasm; kinetochore. The coding region runs from base 149 to 751 and encodes 200 amino acids.